AUGAAAGCCGCGGGUCUGAAUACCUUGCAAACGUGAGUGAAAAAACAUAUCUGUUGGUGACUUUAAGUUUAAAAGUGAAUUACUUGUCCCAUAUAAUCCAGACCAAGAGAGUUUCAUCGCAAGGUCAAAAAUUGCCUCUGGUUUGCCUUAAAUUAAACAGCUUGGCGAAGAUACAUGUGAUUGUCAGUACCAAUUAUAUUAGCCCUAUCUUGAUCCUUUUCUCAACGAUUUUUCGUUGCUAUAGAAGCUGAAAUAUUCGUGGUCUUCGCCAGGCGUUGUUCGCUGAGAGAUUCUUGUCCCAAUCCCCUGCAUGGGAAUCUGAAAUGUUUUCGUUUGCGAAGUUAGUAAAUACACAUGUUAAUAAUAAAACCUGCUUCGUUUUAUGUAAUUGAAAAAAAAUAUAUAUAUCUAUAUCUAUAUAUAUAUAUAUAUAUAUAUAUAUAUAUAAUAUAUAUAUAUAUAUAUAUAUAUAUAUAUAUAUAAUUAUAUAUAUAUUGCUUGAGCUAAGAUCGAACCAGCUUUUUGGAAACAAAAUAUCAGGGUUAAAGAGUUCUUGCAUAACUCCACAUGAACGGCCACUUAAUUUUACGUCUAUUUGUUUGGUGGAUACCUCUUCACUUUGUUUGUCCCCCUUCUGGUGGUCUAGUGUUUGUUAAACCAAAAACAUGAAUGGUGUCCUAUCUGCGCCUUUUCAAGUCACACAAUUCAUUCUUCAUCAAUAAAUUAUUAGCCAAAUGAGGGCUUAAUUUUGUGUGUUGAUUCAUAGUUUCUAAAUCUUCAUGGCCGAGAAGCACCAUUUAUAGUUUUCACAUACCAUAUGCAGAAAGAUCCUGUAAAUUUUCAGAUGAGUUGACCCGGAGGAAAGAAAAAAUGACACCAUGAAGCUUCCAUGGUCAUUUCUAAUUGCUGUCAUUUUACUGCCAACAAUAUUUACAGGCACAGCAAGGAAAUCUAAAAAAAGGAAAAAGUGUACCCUAAGGAGAAGUUUUAAAAUUGCCUCUAAGGGGGACCAGUUUCUCAAGGAUGGAAAGCCAUUUAGAUUUAUCUCUGGGGAUAUGCACUAUUUUCGCAUCACAAGAUGCCAUUGGAGGGAUAGAUUUACUAAGAUCAAAUAUGCUGGCUUGAAUGCUGUAGCAACGUGAGAGUUGUUGUGUUUAUAAACGGUUAAAUGUAAAUUACAAGUAGAGCAUGAUUUUCAUCAUCGACCACAUCGCAGGUUGAUAGAAUUUAGUUUCUAGGAAGUUUUGUUAAAAGAGAAAAGGCAAUGUCAUGAAGAUUUUAUUCAUCAAUUUCAUUUUCUGUUAUAUUUAUGAUAGCACUAUCAUUGAUGUAUAUUUCAGUAACAACAAAAAAACAAUCAUUUUCUAUGAAAGACAAGUCCUAUGAUUUCUCACUCAAAGUUGCAGUUAACUGUGACAAAAAAAAAUCAUAUUUUUAACUUGUUAUUUUAAUAACUGAAUGUUUACAGGUAUGUUGCUUGGAAUAUGCAUGAAGCUCAAGAAGGAAAGUAUGAUUUUGAAGGAAACAAUGAUUUGGUUGGUUUCAUUCAGAUGGCUCAAUCUGUUGGACUUCUAGUCAUUGUCAGAGCAGGUUAGUUUGUUUGUUUGUGAUAUUUAGACAGGCUACGCAGUUCAGCUUCAAAUGGACACCUGUAUAAACAGUAACAAGGCCAGACUACAACACGGGAAGCUACAUGUACACACCUUAUGUAAAUACUUCCAAGCUGGCCAAUCAGCCAGCACAGAAAACAGUAUCAACCUGUCUGGUGCACAGUCACUUAAAAAUGAUAUUUGGUAGCCCCAGUCUGCUUGACAUGCCACAAUUCUUUCUAGAAAUGUUAACACCUUUAUUAUGCUAUAUACACAAAUGUUUAAAGUUACUAAUCAGCUUACCAUUUUACUUCAACAGGUCCAUAUAUUUGUGCUGAGUGGGAUCUGGUAAGCUAAUUUCCAUGGAUCAAAAAUACAAUUUUUACCACAAUUAGCAGCAUUCUUGCAAUCUCAAAGCUGCUUGCAGCAAUGUGUAACACAAUGAUCAUGUUAUUUGACAUUCAUAUUGUAAUAAAAACAUAUCAACAGUGGUUCAGCAUGGGCUCUACUCCUAUAUCUACAACAAUUUAUUUCAUCAUGGUGUCAAUAUUUUUGUGGAGUACCCUUAAGCCAGAGGUGAUUGGAAAUCAUUAGGGACUUGUCAGAAAUAAGCAGGGGGGGGGGGGGGGGGUGGGAAUUUUAAAUUUGGGUUCGGAAAUUAGGUGACCCAUCCCUGCAAUGGGAGUGAAAUUUGCUAACCCUCCCCUUGAGCUUGGCCUAAAAUAUCAUGACCCUCCCCCUCUUGUAUAAAUGAUUAUUAUUAACAACAACAUUAUUCAUAAUUUCAAUAAGACUAUAUAGCAUUGUUAUAAAUGAAAAGUACAUGUUUGUUAAAUUCUUGCUAUAGUACUUCACAGUUUAUAUCCAUAACGUUCUGUAAACCGUUGUAUUUUUCUCUUUUUUUUGCCAAAUAAAGAACUUUCUUUUUCUUCUGUGGGUGAACCUCUUCAUGAUCACAGGCAUAUAUUUGCAUGACCCUCCCCCUUUUAACUGCCCAUUUUUCAUGACCCCUCCCUUUUCUGAGGCUCAAAAAGUUGUGACUCCCCCUCUGUUUCCACCCCCCCUCCCCCCCUGCUAAUUUCUGUCAAGUCCCUUAUCUCCAAAGAUUUUCUGAGUAAUAAGGCUUAAUGCAAAAAUUUCCUCAGUGCUUUCCCUUCCACAAUUGAAACUUUUUGCAAAGUGGUCAUUCACAUGAACUUUUCCUCUCUUUCAUGUUUUUAUUUGAGUGUUGGUUUUUUUUUUUUUGCCCCAUGCUGACAUGAGAUUGUGAUUUCAAUCUGCAAGGUUUAGAAAUUUUUAGAUAAAUUAGCAAUUCGAUUCAUCUAUAUUAGUUAAUUCUUAAUUGAAAAAUGAUAAUGUCUCUGUCAAUUUUCAGGGUGGCUUUCCUCCCUGGUUGCUUAGAAAUUAUACAACGGCAAAAUUGAGAUCAUCUUCAGACAAAGGUUGGGGAGGAAUUUUCUUUUGUUUCAUAGUUUGUUCGCACAUAAUUACCCAAUUAUGUUCAUUUAACAUGACAAUUACCAGUAACAAUCAUUCACUAAUUUGGAAGUAGUCUGAGGUAAAAAUUUUGAGUUUAAGUUUUAAUCAAAAUGAAUAUUAAAAUUGAUUUGAAUUAACCCUUUAACUCCCAAGAUCUCAUUAGUAAUUCUCCUUACUGUCUGCUAUAUAGUUCUUGUGAUGUUGGUUUGGAGAAUUUGGCAUUGAAUCAACUAAUAAUCCCCUAGUUGAUCUUUUUCUUUUUUCUUGUCACUUGUCUGCUUCAUAGAGUAUUGAUAUUGUAAGGAGAAAUUCUGUCUUGGUCACUCAUGGGAGUUAAAGGGUUAAGAUUGAGAUUAAUAAGUGUUAAUUAAAAUUGUUUUAGUAUAAUAACCACUCAGAAACCAAAGGAUUAAUUUAUUUCUGUCAGGAUACAGAAGAAAUGAUCGGAAAUUAAACCUUUGAUGCACAAUUUUGUUUCUGGUUGCUCAGAGGGGGUGAACAGCACAGUUGCUUAUCACUUCCCAACAAAACAUUAGUGUGUGCAAAAACUCCUUUUCACCUGUGUGGUAUAUACCAAUGCUAUAUACUUAAAUUACUUUCACAAAACCUUACAAGGAUUCAUUUAAUUGGUGCAUGAAGUUGACAAUAUCAUUUACUCAUUUGGAGGUCAUAAGUUAUCAAAACAAACAAUCCCCCUCCCCCCUCACCCUCCACACACACACACACACAAAAAAAAAAUUAAAAAAAAAAGGAAAAAACCUGUUAUUCACUUAGGUUGUCACCUGCAUGCUUUGAUUUUCUGUGGAAUGCCAUGGUUUUGAGUUUCUAAAAUUUCAUUCAGUAACAGAUGAUGACAUAAUGACAACAGGUUCAUUUAAAGGAAAAAAAAACAGAUUGAAACUUUAAACAAAAAAAACACUAACUUAGUGUUAUUACCCUUUUGCUACCUUGAGUGACUGAGACAGAAUUUCUCCUUACAAUAUCAAUACAAUACCAAGCAGACAAGCAAUGAGAUUAAAGAAAAAUAUAAAUUAGGGGAUUAUAGUAUGAUCCAAUACCAAAUUCUCCAAACUUGAAUGAUAUAAGAGUGGUAUGGUCGUAAGGAGAAUUACUAAUGAGAUCUUGGGAAUAAAAAUGUUAAUUCAUUCACCAAAUCAAAAUCGUUUAGUCUCUCAUGACUAGAUCUGUUUGUAAUUUCCUGAUAGGUUAUAUUGCUGCAGUGGAUCGCUGGAUGGGUGUCUUGCUUCCAAAGUUAAAGCCACUUUUGUAUGCUAAUGGGGACCAAUCAUUGCUGUUCAGGUACCAGGCUCCAUUUAAGCCAUGUAAUUUGACAGCUGCUGUCUAUAGAGUGUUCUGCCAGUGCAGAGCCCUUUCUAAGUUCUGCAACAAUCGUUCUUGCAGUGAUUAGGUCAUUGAGGCAACUAAUUACUUAAGAACAAUUUAAAUGCCUCCAGGUUCAAAAACUGGCCCAGCAUUUUUAAAUCAUUCAGUCAAGCUCCACUCACAGAUGGUAAAAUGUGCUUUAAGAUUCAAUAGGGCUCUGAGAGCUUACAUAAUUAAAGAUGAUGGAACACCUAUCACUGAUGGCAAAUUGCAGACAUUGAUGAUCAGUAUCACAAAACAACAGCUUAUAAAUUUUAGCAUAUAGGUAGUCUCCUUCACAGGGGUUGUUUGGUCUCAUCACACAACAUACUCUCUUGUGUGGGGUAGUGAGUGUGUUGUGUGACAAGACCAAACAACAGCUGCAAAGGAAACUUAAACCUAAUGGCCUAUCUGGCUAGAGCAUAUCCAGGUUUCUGUAGCAAGAGACAAACAAUGUCAAUGCAACCCCCUUGGAUAGUAUACAUUUUACCAAUCCAAUUUGAUGGUAUGAUCAACUGAGUUGAUUUAAGAGUAAAUUGACCGCUGUAAAGAGUUUCAAGGCUGAGAUUUUGAACAUUAGCUCUUCAUCAUUUGCUCUGAUGUAGGGUUAACGCUGAAAACAUCAGCUUUGAAACUCUUUACGUUGGCCAGUUUAUGUUAUCAACUCAGUUGAACAUACCAAAUUGCCCUGUUACCCUCUCUCAAUGACCAAGCACCACAGUUUCUUUAGAAAGUCACCCCCUUUAUCAAUUUGCUGUUUACCUCUCAAAAUUUUAUAAGGUCCCCUAGACAGUUGGUAGGUACUCAUUUAGAGUUCUGGUUAGAGAUAUGCACUGUCAGUAUAGCCUGUGCUAAUUUGCUUUAGAACUCGAUGUUAUGACGAAGAAAAGAGUCAAAUUGGGACCUCUCAUUUUAUAGUCCAUGCAGUGCACUGACCAUUGUGCUGUUUUUAUUGAGUGUACACGGUAUCAAGCAAAUUUCUGUGCUUGUGUGGUAGAAUGACAACAGAAUGAAAUUUAUCAGAUUGAAGGACAUAAAAUAUGAAACGUAAAGAAAAUGUUUGUCAAUGCAAUCCAUGUAUAGUAUCAAUGCCACUCGAGAAUUUACCUCAUGCAAUUUUUUUUGUGUGCACUUUUAACCCUUAAACCCCUAAAAAUGACUAGCAUCUAAUUUCCUCCUACAAAAUCACUGAAUCAAGCAUAAAAGUCUUGAGAGUAGAGGAAAUGAUCACCAGCUAUUAACCAGCUCUUGAUUGUUAAACAAAUUCUCCUUUUCAGCACCUUAGGAAAUGUAUAGGGAACAGUAUAGAGAAUGAGCAUACUGCAGAUGUUAGGGUGUGGAGGGUCAAUGGUUUUCAAUAUCUUUUCAAAGGUAGAGAAUGAAUAUGGUAGCUACUUCACCUGUGAUCACCAGUAUAUGUCUCAUCUUCAAGAAGUGUUUGAACAACAUCUUGGUAAAGACGUUAUACUAUUUCGAUAUCUUUUCACAGGUAGAGAAUGAAUAUGGUAGCUACUUCACCUGUGAUCACCAGUAUAUGUCUCACCUUCAAGAAGUGUUUGAACAACAUCUUGGUAAAGACGUUAUACUGUUUACCAAUGAUGGUGCUAACGAUAAAAUGCUUGAAUGUGGAUCACUACCUUCUCUGUUUACUACAGUGGAUUUUGGGCCAGGUAAAAAUAAGAAUCUUCAAUUCCAUUAUGAUAUAUUAACUGACUCCCAAGAUCUGAUUGUUAAUUCUCUCCUAUUGCUGCUACACAAUUCCUUGUAUCUUAGUUACGAGAAUUUGGUGUAAGAUCAAGAUAAAAAACUUCUUCCUGAUAGGUUUGAGUAUUCUCAUUAACCAUUUCCCAGAAAACCCAUGGGUAUCAUAGAGAGAAGUUACGUUUUAGUCACUUCUGGGAGUUAAAGGGUUAAACCCUUAAGUGAGACUAGCAUCUAAUUUCUCCUACAAUAUCACCCCUGAAUCAAACAUUAAGAUCACAAGAAUAAAGGAAAUGAUCACCAACUAAAAGAGAUUUGUGAUUGAUAUACAAAUUCUCUUCAUGAGCACCUUAGGAAAUGUAUAGAGAACAGUACGGAGAAUAUGCCUCGUGAUGAGGAGUUGAUCAAUUAUGGUUGACAGUAAUUUAUUAUGGAGUUACCCUUUUCAGUCAUGCCUUAAGAAUUUAUAUUUUUUUGUAACCAGUAAGACCCCAUUUGAAUUGCGUUUUCUCAUGUUUGCUGGUCGUUAGCCUCUAUGUAAGUGAUUCAUGUGCUGCUAACCUCACAACGCAUGAGCUACCCUGCCGAUAGAUCAAAACAAUCUGACCUUAUGAAUAAAGGGGGUAAGUUUCUAAAGAAACUGUGAUGCGGCCGGCGUCAGUGGGAGAAUAUAACAGGGCAGUAAUUUAGUUUAUCAACCGAGUUAAUAACAUAAAUUGGCCACCGUAAAGAGUUUAAAAGCUGACGUUUUGAGUGUUAGCCCCUCGUCCAUCGCUCUGAUGAAAGGCUAACGCUCGAAACGUCAGCUUUUAAACUCUUUACGGUGGCCGAUUUACGUUUUCAAGUCGAUUUGACCUUAGAUCAGAGUUUGUAUAUUUAUUUCUUGCCCCAUUGAGAGAUAAACACCCUAAUAUCUCUUAUUUACAGGAGUUGAUCCUGCAGUUCCUUUUAACCUCCUGCGAAAAUAUCAACCCAACGGACCUCUGGUGAAUUCUGAGUUUUAUCCUGGCUGGCUUGACCACUGGGCUGAGCAACACCAGACAAGGAAUGCAGCAGAAUUUGCAAUUUACCUUGACAAAAUCCUUGCACUGAAUGCCUCUGUUAAUAUGUACAUGUUUGAAGGUGGCACCAACUUUGGUUUCAUGAAUGGUAUGUAGGAAAACAUGGUAGCUGGCCAGUCAGCUACCAGCAAACCUGUCCCGAUUCGUCUCAGAUCUCCCCGCAGGCGGAGAGAUGCGCGUCCUGCAACGCUAAUGAGGGUCUGCUGGCGUAGAUACGAGCAGUCCCCCUCUUCGGCGAAUUCCGUUCCGCAAGUAAAAAAGAAUCAGGGAAAAAGGGAGGCGCUACUUUUCGAGCGUCUCACUCCAAGGGCUCCCCGCGUCGCUGAUUUUUUUGUUUUGUUUUGUUUCGCACGACGGACCUCUCCGAAAGGAGGGACUGUCCAUGGUCUACUACUAGCUGGCAAUUUUUUUACGUUUUUCUAACAAACCACCAUGGUACGGAGAGAGGCUUAAAAUGUCUUCUAAACGACACAACGCUUUUGAAAAAAGAGUCUAGUGCUCUUGCCAUGAAGAGAAGUUUUGUGUCUUCUCUACCUACACAGGAAAGAUAUCCUUAGAUGAAAAUUAAGAAAUAGUUCUUUGAGAGGGAUUCGACUAUAUUUGUUGUAUUUUUUUGACUUUCUUGAUAAACUCUUAGGAGCCAAUGGCUAUCAAGAUAGUCGCGUCUUCCAACCACAGCCUACCAGCUAUGACUACGAUGCUCCACUGACCGAAGCAGGAGACCCCACUACAAAGUAUUUUGUAAUUAUGGAAACCAUCGCUAAAUAUACCACAGUCCCCCCAGGUCCUGUCCCUCCCCCCACGCAGAAGUUUGCGUAUGGAAAGGUCAAUAUGACCAAAGUAAGUAUACUCAGAUUCUCCUUGCUUGUUUUGUUACUAUUGUCUGGGUUGACGUUACGGUUUUGGAGUUAGAGUAGAUGCUGGAAGGCAGACCCACUGUAACAUAGAAACUUGUUUUGUGUUAUAAAGAAGCAAAUAAAUUGCUAAUAGUGACGUCAUUUAUGCAUCUGUCCUCCAAUAGAUCAUAACUGGGAACCAGUUAAAUUGGUAUAGGUAAUAACAUGAUUUCGACUGCAAUUUGGUGUUAAUAAGCACAAAUAAAAUUUCAAUGACAACAAAAUUGCACGAGUCUGUAGCGUUCGCGCGCUAUUUGUAAUUUGCACCCAUUACAACUUUGCACUCGUGUUGCACGAGAAUGCACUCGUUUUCUCCCAAUCAGAAGUGCGUAAUUUUUCCAUGUACAUCAUUACGCGCGUAAUUCAGCCUAUCAUAUUUCAAAGUUAUUGGUCAUGCAAUGGUUUCUGAAAGGACCAGCACGUAGAAAAGUGCUUAGAGUGUUUCUUCGGGGUGAUCAUAACUUUUGUAUUUAAUUGCAGAUCAGUUCUAUUUUUGAUGCCCUGCAUUUCCUUACACGAUCUGGACCUGUUUCGAGGAAUGAUACUUUGAGUAUGGAGCAGAUCGGGCAAAACUAUGGAUUUAUCCUGUAUCGAACGAUUAUACCCGUCAGUGGUCCUGCAGCAGACCUAGGAAUCCCUGGACUACGGGACAGAGGAAUUGUGUUCGUGAACCAGGUAUGUAAUACAAAAGUUGUUGAUUCACAAUUUCAGCGUAAUGCAUUCCUUUGAAAAUGCGAGUUAAGUGAACUUGGAAUUUUCUACACACAUUCUGCCAUUUAGGUCACAUAAUUACGCGUUGCUUCGAAAUUUGUUCUUUUUGGUUACAAGAAAGACGAGUAGUAUUUAAAAGAUGAAUGAAUUGGAAAGAAAAGCGAAAGAAUCGUGAUAAAAACGGAAGUGUAGUAACUUUAACCAGGGUUAUUUCUGGGUUUCCGUCAUCACAAACUUUACCUCAUUCUGACGCAAUGCGUCUUUUAAGGAGAUUGUUCUCCGUGUGCCCAGAGGUUCAGCAAGGCAACUCUUUAACAAGCAAUAAAUGAAAAUAAAUAAAUAAAUAAAUAAUUGAUAUAUUUAUUGAGAAGUUCUUAUCUGUGUAGGUCCGUCAAGCGACACUUAUUCGAGUAGGUGGAAAGACCAAUGCCACCAUAGAAGUUAAAGAAGGCGCAACCUUGGACAUCCUGGUGGAAAACAUGGGCCGGGUUAACUACGGCCCCCAUUUACAAGACCCAAAAGGGAUCCUUGGAAAUGUGACCCUUAACGGUGCGGUCCUCAGAAACUGGACCAUAUACCCACUGCACCUAGACGAUUUUGUUGGUCGUAAAAAGUCUUCAUUGAUCAAGCUCAAAAGCAAAAGUAGUGUUCAAAUCCCAUCGUUUUAUCAUGGGAACAUUCCCCCUGCACCAGAAGGUAUCCCAAUGGACACGUUUCUCAAACUUCCUGGUUGGUUUAAGGUGAGAUAGACAGUUGCCUACCUCUUAGAACAAAUGCAAAGUGUGUAUUUAGUUAGUUUAUUCGCGUAUGUCUUUUAAAAGACGCAGUAUUUAUUUGCAAAGGUUGAGAAACACCUUUAGCCUCGUUCCCACACUUAUCUGAUUGCAGUUGUGGGUAGAUUGAAAGCGCAGAGUGUCCUUGCAGUCACUCCUUCCCUCUUUCUAUAUAUAUAUAUGUUUAAGAAAGAUGUUUUUCGUCUUGUCACGAGCGUGGGACAAAGAAAAAAUUCUGAGUUCCCAUGAGGAAUCGAACCUCAAACCUUCGGAUUCCGCGUUCCUAAAGAUGUUCUUCGUCUUGUCACGAAGAACCCGAAGGUCUUAGGUUCUAUUCUCAUGGGGACUCAGAAUUUUUUCUCUGACCCACGCUCGUAGCAAGGCCAAAAACAUAUUUCUUUAUUUCUUUACCGAGCUCAAAAACUUAUCAUCUCUCUUAAUAUAUUAUGUAUAUGUUGUCAGUGCUUCUCAAUUUUUUUUAUCAGCGUACGGAAAAGUCAAAUGUUAAUCACUCCUAAAAGUUUUCUCAUCUUUUAUCUUGCUUUUACAUGCCAGGGUCAGGCUUUUGUAAAUGGAUUCAACAUUGGACGUUAUUGGCCAGUGGUUGGACCCCAGAUCACCCUGUAUGUCCCAGCGAGCAUCCUUAAUUCGGGUAAGGAGGUAACCGAAGUUGUUCUCUUGGAACUAGAUAACGCUCCUUGUGAGGACCCCAAGGGCUGUUUUGUGGACUUCGUGGAAACACCUGUGAUUGAUGGACCUGUGCGACCCAUGACAUCAAAGCAAAUUUUGCCAGAUGCGGUUUACGACGACUGGACUGCGAAAUAUAAGGACUUUUUACCCUCGUACGUCAAGACAAAGAAGCAAGUUUUAGAUAUCCUCAGUUCUCGGCUAUAGAUAAGAACGAUUUAAAGUUGUGUGAAUCCUUUAAACCCGGUGAAUGACCUGCUUGUAAUUUCUCCUCACGGUAAUACAGCUGAGUCAUUCGUUAAGAUCACGAGAAUAAAGGAAAUGAUCACCAGCUUGGAUUGUUAAACAAAUUUCCCUUGUCAUUAGAUUCAACUAGAUUAGAGUAUAACGAAUAUGGAUACUGAUGUUAGGGUGUAAUGGGUGAAAUGAAUAUUUUCAACGAAGAUACGACUGCAGACAAAUUGGAAAUUCAAUUGCUGCUAAUCCAAUUAAAUAAGAUAAAUUUAUUUUUGGUGAGGACUUGUAUUAAAUUUUACUUAGUAAUUACAAUAAGAUAUAAAGAAAUUCUCCUAAGGUGAACUACAAACAAAAAAUGUGAAAUAGUUAGUGAGGUGAUAAACUCUGAAGGGGUUUUGCGAUAGUGUAAUUCUAAUAUUUAUGGAAACGAAAAUAAUUGUAUUUGUAACGUGAUAAACACGGGUUGUAAUAAUAUUUGGAACGAUGAUGCGGUCUUAUUACGUAAACAGAGAUAUUUUUAUGCUUAACAUUUUAGGAAAAACUUUUGAUAGGAUCAACAGUAAUAAAAUGGGUAGUAAUUUCAUGAUUUUCUGUUGUUGGUCAAAUUCUUAAGCAUCCUUUACUACGGCACGUUAUCGGGC
Molecule: messenger RNA, 11137 nt
Organism: Pocillopora meandrina
Lineage: Eukaryota; Metazoa; Cnidaria; Anthozoa; Scleractinia; Pocilloporidae
Source: the annotation of a GenBank genome assembly